This is a messenger RNA of Zeugodacus cucurbitae (melon fly), 6050 nucleotides long. RefSeq names its product guanylate cyclase 32E. Gene Ontology annotation, molecular function: peptide receptor activity; ATP binding; protein kinase activity. Gene Ontology annotation, biological process: receptor guanylyl cyclase signaling pathway; cGMP biosynthetic process; intracellular signal transduction. The record is from RefSeq and is a predicted model, not a curated record. The coding region runs from base 1720 to 5487 and encodes 1255 amino acids. Gene Ontology annotation, cellular component: membrane. The transcript has 21 exons. Lineage: Eukaryota; Metazoa; Arthropoda; Insecta; Diptera; Tephritidae.
GCGUUUUGUCGUUCAUCGUUGGCGGUUGUGCGUUGUUUAUUGGAAGUUCUCUCGGUGUUACUUUAAGUGUCGCGUUGACUUGUACGUGCCUGCGCUGUGGCAGUGUUAACGGUUAAAAGUGUAAUAAAUACAAGUCAAAAAAGGAAAACAAAAAAAUACAAAUUUGUUGUUGCCAAUAAAAGUGAAAACGCGACCAUUUUCUUCUGUAUCAAAUUGGCAAGUGUGAUUUUGCAGUGAAAUUAAAAAUUUAUGUUUUGUUUGUAUAUGAGUGUCUACAUGCAUAUAAAUAAAUAAAUGUUCAGUGUAUACAUACAUAAUAUUAUUAAUUAAAUUUGAAAAUUUUAAAUAAAAUAUUUGACAAGACAAAAUUGCAAAAAAUAUGUCAAUAUUUCAAGUGAAUCACCAGCGAUGACAGAUCAAAUUUAUUAUUGAUAAAUAUGUAAUAUAUUGCAUAUAUGUAUACUCAUAAAGUGAAAUAUAUGCUAUAUCUAUAAAGGAAUUGCUGUAUUUAAUUAAGAGCAUUAUCAACAAAUUAAAUGAAUUGCCAAAGUAAAGUGUGUUCAUGCGUGUGAGCGCAUCUCGGCGGCAUAAACAAUGAAUUGUGGAAUAUGAAUUCUUUAAUUAGCUCAUGAAUGAAGAGGUGACACAAUACCAUAAUUACCGUUAAACUAAUCUUGAUGGCGUAUUACGAGCAUCAUAUAUAAAUAUAUAAAACCAUAGACCAGCGCCAGUAGGACAUUCGAAGAACCCCAGACGUGGAAUUAGCAGACACAAAAACCGAAAACAAAUGAAAGCCAAAUAAAUGUUGUAAUAAAGAUAAAAGUGGGGCGUGCGAAUGGAAAUUGAGUAAUUGCAAGCAGUGAUAUAUACAUACAUACAUACCCACAAGCAUAUUAUUGUGGAAACAUACGACGGCAAGUAGUAAGUAGACAUUAAAUAGGCAUAUUAGAGGUUAAAAUCAAGCGCCAAGAGCAAAACACGAAGCAAAUUAUUCACACAAGAUGGUCACAUAUGCUUUAAGGCCAGCGGCUCAGCGUAGCUAAAAGAAUGAUAGCGUGAAAUUAAUAAAAUAUUAAGAAAGUGAAUAAGCAAAAUGUAUUUAGAAAGCGCACAAAGCGAAAAGGACACUCAAUUACCAGACUCGGCCGAGUGGAGGAAGGCGGCUGGACAAAUAUUAUUAAAAUAAAGUAGAAUACUAAAAGUAAAAGCGAAAUGAUAAUAAACUGCAAAAGAAAGUGCUGGAAACAACAACAAUAAAUUCAAGAAAAAAUGAAGCGUGGUAAACAUAAACUUGGUACUUGUGAUUUGCAUUGAAAACAGCAUUACCUGCACUGAGAAAGUACUUAAAAAUAAAGUAAGAAAUAUUAAUUAAUAAAAAAAAAAUAAAUAAUUAUAAUGAAUAUAACGAAAUGCUGAAUUUGCUGCACCUCAUCUUUCUCCACUGCGCAGCAAGCAAACAACACUGCCAACAAACCGACUACAUCAUGCCAAAUCUACUUACUUAAGGCAUAAAUUACCAAAAAAUAAUUAAGAAAAUUAAUAAAAAUUAAUAAAAUUAAUGCAUAACAAAUAGGUGAAGACAUUUUACGCAUAUUCGUCACACUUAUAUGCCAACACACCACACCUGAAUAUAUAAGUAAGAUACAUACUUUUUUAAAACACUGUCAACGUUGGAAAUUUUGGAUAGUCGCAAAUUAACACAAUUGUUGUUGUCACGUAAUGAAGACAUUCCCCUGCACGUCAGCGACGCAUUUACUAUCGUUAUCGUUACCGUUAUCGUUAUCGCGAUCAUUAUUUGUCAUUAUACUUUUACUUCUAAUUGGUGAUUUUCAUUUGUACAACUUGCCAUUGCCAACAAAUACGUAUAUCCGACGUAACUGUAUCGGCAAAGCAGCAGCGGAAGUAUUCACUUUGGGUUAUUUAACCGGUUCACAACGAAGUCCCGGUAAUUUGGAUUAUCAGCGACCAGGCAUUACCAUCUCCGGCGCCAUCACACUCGCCGUCUCGCAAGUGAAUGCUGGCAAACUAAAAGAGCUCGGUCACUCACUGGAAUUCAUUGUGGCGGAGACAUAUGGUGAUGAAGUGGCGAGCAUACGACAAACGGCUUCGCUGUGGACACGACAAGUAGCCGGCUACAUUGGACCGCAAGAGACGUGUGUACAUGAGGGACGCAUGGCGGCCGCUUUCAAUUUGCCAAUGAUUUCCUAUUAUUGUAUACACCGCGACACAUCCAACAAGCAGGACUUUCCCACUUUUGCACGCACGCGACCACCCGAUACGCAAAUCUCCAAAUCGGUUGUCUCACUGCUAUUAGCUUUUAACUGGACGCAGGUCUCCUUUUUGUAUCUGGACGGUCCACACAGUCCCUACCAUCCAGUCGCAGAGACAAUACAAAAUAUUUUACACAACGCGGGCGUCAAUGUUCGCGACGUAGAAACGUGGAAUACUAUUUAUCAUCACGGAUUCAUGGCGAAUCCUUUCGAUGACUUGGUGGAGCGAACCUACAAAAAUACACGCAUUUAUCUCAUACUCGGUCAUUACUACGAGCAUGUCGGUCUAAUGGUCAGUUUGGAGCGCAAAGGCUUAUUGGCCAAAGGUGAAUAUUUUGUUGUUGGCAUCGACAUCGAGCAAUAUGAUCCAGCAAAUCCGGAUAAGUAUCUGCGCGGUUUGCUCUUGGAGAAAAUCGAUUUAAGCGCCGAAGUGGCUUUCCAAUCGUACGUGGGGAUUUUUCCAACGGCGCCAGUGUCAUUCUCCAAGUUUGCCAAGGAGGUCAACAAAUAUAUGGAGUUGCCGCCAUUUAAUUUCCCCAAUCCUUUAGGCUAUUUUGGCGGUGCAAAGCAGAUCAGCGCCGAGGCUGCGUAUCUCUACGAUGCCGUUCAUUUGUAUGCAAAUGCGCUAAUAAAAGUUUUGAAAGCAGGUGGCAAGCCGAAAAAUGGCACGGCACUCAUUGCGGCCAUAAAAGGCUGCAAAUACCUGAGCGCCAUGGGCUAUCAUGUGUAUAUCGAUGAGAAUGGUGAUGCCGCUGGCAAUUAUACAGUAUUAGCGCGUGGCUAUGCGCGCAAUAGUCGAAAUAUGACUGUUCCAGGCCUGGUGCCAGUGGGGACAUUUAGUCAGACACAAAGUGAUAAAUUACCUGAUCUCAAUUUAUACGGUAAAAUCCAUUGGGUGAGCGCGAACGGGCGUCCGGCGGCGGAGCCGAAAUGUGGUUUUGCGGGCGAGAAAUGCAUCAGUUAUACUGGGGAGAUAUCGGCGAGCAUCGCUGGUGGUGCGCUGGUGCUGCUCGGCAUUAUCUCGUUGGUGUUGUAUCGCAAUUGGCGCUACGAGCAGGAGUUGGAUAGUUUGUUGUGGAAAAUUGAUUUUCGUGAAGUGCAAAUGCACGAAAGCGAAAAGGAGCAGUCUAGUCAAAAGCAAACAAGGUCGACUCACCCGCUUAUACGCACCAGCCAAGUAAGCUUGAGCUCAAAUCCGGAUGCUGAUUUCCGUUAUACGACAAUAUUUACACCCAUUGGACUCUACAAGGGUCAACUAUAUGCGAUUAAGAAAGUGCGAAAGAAAUGCGUGGAUAUAACUCGUGAAAUGAAGAAGGAAUUAAAAUUGCUACGCGAUACACGUCACGACAAUAUAUGCGCUUUCAUCGGUGCCUGCACGGAUCCACCAAACAUUUGCAUCAUCACGGAGUACUGCACCAGAGGCAGCUUGAAGGAUAUAUUAGAGAAUGAGGACGUCAAGCUGGACAAUAUGUUUAUCGCUUCAAUGGUUGCCGACGUCAUACGCGGUGUCAUCUACUUACAUGAAUCGCCCAUUCGUUUUCAUGGUUCGUUGUGCACCUCCAACUGCCUCGUCGACUCACGCUGGGUGGUUAAACUGACCGAUUUCGGGCUGUUCGCCUUCAAGAAGGGCAUGGAGGACAACUCAACGGAGGUGCCGAACAUGACCGUUAAGUGUACAAAAUUGCUCUACCGCGCACCCGAACUGCUGCGUCUUGGCGCGGCAUCACUCGUGCAAGGCACACAGAAAGGCGACUCGUAUUCCUUCGGCAUUGUACUCUAUGAAAUUCACGUACGACACGGUCCAUUCGGCGAGACCGGUCUUACACCCAUGCAAUGCCUGCAGAAGGUACUACAACCGCAAGAUCAUCUCUAUCCCUAUCGCCCCUCAUUGCAACCGUUAGAGACCUCUUUCGAUUGCGUACGUGAAAUACUGCGUGAAUGUUGGUCCGAGCGCCCGGAAGAACGUCCAGACUUUAAAACAAUACGCGCUAAAUUGCGUCCUCUACGUAAAGGCAUGAAACCGAAUAUAUUCGACAAUAUGAUGGCUAUGAUGGAGAAGUAUGCGAAUAAUUUGGAGGCGCUUGUUGAUGAGCGCACGGAUCAGUUGCAAGAGGAAAAGAAGAAGACUGACGCGCUGUUACUGGAGAUGUUGCCGCGUCCCGUGGCCGAGCAGUUGAAGAAAGGCAAUAAAGUGGAUCCGGAGAGUUAUGAGCAAGUGUCUAUAUAUUUUAGUGAUAUUGUGGGCUUUACAGCGAUGUCGGCGGAGAGCACGCCAUUGCAGGUGGUAGACUUUCUGAAUGAUUUAUAUACCUGCUUUGAUUCCAUCAUCGGCCACUAUGAUGUCUACAAAGUCGAAACAAUUGGAGAUGCAUAUAUGGUGGUCUCAGGUCUACCGAUCCGCAAUGGCGAUCUGCACGCCGCCGAAAUCGCUUCAAUGUCCCUCCACCUGCUCAGUGCGGUCUCGGAGUUUAAAAUCCGUCAUCGUCCUACAAACAAACUGCUGCUACGCAUAGGCAUUCACACUGGACCGGUGUGCGCCGGUGUGGUGGGUUUGAAAAUGCCGCGUUACUGCCUGUUUGGCGACACCGUAAACACCGCCUCACGUAUGGAAUCGAGCGGCGUGCCGCUGAAGAUACACUGCAGUCAGCAGUGCCGAGAGUUGCUAGAGAAAUUAGGCGGCUAUCACUAUCAGGAGCGCGGUGUCAUCUCGAUGAAGGGUAAAGGUGACCAACGCACCUAUUGGCUGCUCGGUGAGGAUGAGGAUGCGCGCAAUAAGCGCAACUACGAGCGCUCGCAGCGACGCGGUUCGCGUGCGCUCAACAAAUUCAUACAGGGCACCAUCAAACAGAACAACCAACAGCAGAUCACCUCCGCUGUGGUCGACUAUGGUAUACGUUCGUCGCUGAAGAAUAAGGGAAUGCCGCGUAAUUCGCUGACGCGCUCUUCCAGUCUAGAGUCGCCGAAGAAACUGCGUUUCGCCACCGGCAGUCUGCUAGAGCAUCACCGUUAUCACAGCGAUGAGGCACUGCUCGAAGUCAUCACGGACUCCUACACCGGCGUGCGUCGUUCCUCCGGUGGUUCGACGCAUUCACGCUACGAGGAGUCCACACUCUCCUGCGGCAGCAAAGAGGAGCUCACCAGUUGGCAGCGUCAACGGCGCCCCUCUUCCUACCCCACAGCCAAUACGCCGCUGCUGCUCAAUCAUGUGGAGACCUGACAGUGUGUGCCGGAAGAGUAAGGCGGUAUUGCCACUUUUGCGCAAGUGUUUGGAAAAUCAAAUACAGGAAUUUAGUAGACUAUUUUGACAAUUACUUAGCGUAUUCAGACAAGAAGUUAACAAAAAGUAGUUAAUUAUUUUAAGUUUCACGCAUUUCACUGCUGUAAAACGUUUCAAAAUGUAUGUUUAUAUGUAAUUAAAUUUAAUUAUUUGUUUAAAUAAUAAGAUUUGUGUAUGUUUGUAUGUAUUAUACUUAGUAACAUAGGCUGAAAGCUGCGUGGUUUUGAAAACUUAACGCAACAGCCGCCUCAAUUGAAUUUAAAUUAGUUGUAAUUGUUUUUAUUGUAAUUAAAAGUAAUUUUAAUUUACUGAUAAAUGUUAAUCAUCUCUAGCGUAAUAUAAAAUUAAAAUUAAAAUUGUUUUAAAAAUUCAUAGAAAAUGUUAUGAUAAUAUUGCAUGUUGGUGAUUGCCAAGUUCUAGUCGUUCAUUAAGUGUAAAAGUUGUAUGUCAUUGCAUUGAUGUUAAGCAAAUAAAAGUGUAGUGAAAAAAGUUGUCAAACAGAA